Molecule: messenger RNA, 516 nt
Organism: Soboliphyme baturini
Lineage: Eukaryota; Metazoa; Nematoda; Enoplea; Dioctophymatida; Soboliphymatidae
Source: the annotation of a GenBank genome assembly
AUGUGCGGUGCGAACUGCACUUCAGACGGUGGCCAAUCAGAGUCCGCCAAUGUCGCCAUACGAUUGGUCAAUUCCAGCGCUAUGCGCGUCGCAAAAACGACUCUUCAUGACGGCCGUAUAGGAAUAAGCGAUAAUUUGUACGAAGUCAGAAGCACCUGGACGGUGAAAGGGCGGCGAUUGGCCGGACAGCAAGUCGGGUGCCAUUCGCUCGCUCUCACCAGCCUCGUCACCGCUUUUCGUCACUUGUCCUUCUUGCGGUUGCUCCUUCACAUCGGCGUCAGGUUUGAGCGCCCGGACGAAGAGACUGAAAUCUCGCCUCCGUCGAAAGCCUCGAUGGCCAGCAAGAGUUUCACCAUCCGGUCACUGAUCGAGCCGGAUAAGCCAGACGACCGCCGAAAGACCGGUACGCUUCUUGCUUAUAGACAGACACAUUUUGUUCUUGCUGUCGCUCAGGUGAAAGCCAUCAGCAAGCGCCUAAAAGCGGCACACGCGCAUUUCUACAGCAAGCCAAUGUAA